Molecule: messenger RNA, 3222 nt
Organism: Lactuca virosa
Lineage: Eukaryota; Viridiplantae; Streptophyta; Magnoliopsida; Asterales; Asteraceae
Source: the annotation of a GenBank genome assembly
AUGAUAAAACUGUUUGAUGCUCAUUGUCACCUACAAGACCCCAGAAUCAUCAACAAGGCCCCAAGUCUUAUCAAAACAGCCCUAGAGAACGGGAUACUCCAUUUUGCAGUGAAUGGUGUCUCCGAGAAAGACUGGCAUUUGGUAAAGGAGAUGAGCGAUAACUACCCUUCUAUAAUCCCUUCAUUUGGAAUCCAUCCAUGGUUUAUAAUGGACAAAACCUCCAACUGGUUGAAACUCUUAAGAGAAUUCAUGGAUGAUACACCUUGUGCUGCAAUAGGAGAGAUUGGUUUAGACAAAGGGUCACGUGGAAAGAUGAUUGAUUUCACAAAUCAAGUUGAAACUUUCAGCCUGCAACUUGAACUUGCUAAAGAGCUUAAAAGACCAGCUUCUGUACACUGUGUGCGUGCUUUUGGUGAUCUUCUUGACAUAAUGAAAGCCAUUGGACCUUUUCCUGAAGGUGUAAUCUUGCAUUCUUACUUAGGUUCUGCUGAAAUGGUUCCUGAGUUUGCAAAACUCGGGGCUUAUUUUUCUUUUUCGGGGUUUCUUAUGGCCAUGAAAGAAAAUAAAGCUAAGAAAAUGGUGAAAGCUGUGCCUUUUGAUAGGAUUUUACUGGAGACUGAUGCACCUGAUGCACUACCAAAGAUAUUGAAUGAUUCAGAGUCUGUUUUUUUGGUUGAAGAAGAAAAAGAGGGAAAUGAUGAAGAACUGAAAGAGAUGCUUAAUCAUCCAGCUAAUAUCCAGUUUGUGCUUGCUAAUGUGGCGCGUUUGCUUGAUAUGUCUAAAGAAGAGGUUGCAGAUGUGAGCUAUAGAAACGCAGUGCGUAUCUUUUCUUAUGAAGGCUCCAAAGUGCAAAAAGGGUUUUCCAUGACUGUAACUUAUGACAGCAAAGCGUUGAUUAUAGAUGGGAGAAAGCGGAUUUUGCAGUCUGGAUCCAUUCAUUAUCCUAGAGCCACUCCCGAAAUGUGGCCAGAUAUCAUUGGGAAGGCAAAAGAAGGAGGACUGGAUGUAAUUGAAACAUAUGUUUUCUGGAACUACCAUGAGCCUGUAAAGGGACAGUACUACUUUGAAGGGAGAUUCGACUUAGUUAAGUUUGUGAAGACAGUGCAUGAAGCUGGCCUGUUUGUUCAUCUACGUAUUGGUCCAAAUGGCCCUUACCAGGUAGAAAUGAAACGUUUUCUUGCUAAAAUUGUCAACUUAAUGAAAGAGGAAAAUCUUUUUGCAUCUCAAGGAGGACCAAUUAUUCUGGCUCAGGUUGAGAAUGAAUAUGGAGAUGUUGAGUGGGCCUAUGGAAUUGGUGGAGAGCUAUAUGUAAAAUGGGCAGCAGAAACUGCUCUAAGUUUUAAUACAAGCGUUCCUUGGGUGAUGUGCAAACAAAGUGAUGCACCUGAUCCAAUUAUAAAUACAUGUAAUGGGUUCUAUUGUGAUGAAUUCAUCCCAAAUUCUCCUUCAAAGCCAAAGAUGUGGACAGAGAACUACCCUGGAUGGUUUCUUGCAUUUGGGUAUCCUGUUCCUUAUCGACCUGUUGAAGACCUGGCUUUUGCUGUUGCAAGGUUUUUUGAAAAAGGAGGCACUUUUCAAAACUAUUAUAUGUUUGGUGGAACAAAUUUCGGACGAACAUCUGGAGGCCCUAUGAUUGGUACAAGCUAUGAUUAUGAUGCCCCAAUAGAUGAGUAUGGAUUCAUAAGGCAUCCAAAGUGGAGUCACUUGCGGGAUCUACAUAUGGCAAUAAAGCAAUGCGAAGAAUAUUUGGUAAAUGCAGAUCCAACUCAUCAAUCUCUUGGUACAAACUUAGAGGCAGAUGUAUACUAUAAAACAUCCAGCGAUUGUGCAGCUUUUCUUUCAAAUUAUGGUAGCACUUUAGAUGCAAAUGUGACAUUCAAUGGGAAAUCAUAUUUUCUCCCUGCAUGGUCUGUGAGCAUUCUUCCAGAUUGUAAAAAUGUUAUUUUCAACACAGCAAAGGUUGUGGCUCAGAAAAGUGUUGGUGAUGCUACUACAUUUGAUGUGAGUGAAUUUUCACUGUCGAAUUCAAGAUGGAGUUGGUAUGUAGAAAAAGUGGGUGUUUGGAGCAAUGAAUCGUUUACAGAAACCAGUUUGGUAGAGCAGAUUAAUACAACAAAAGACGCAAGUGAUUUUCUAUGGUACACUACAAGGAUAGAAGCAGAAGAAAAGAAAGAUGUGUUUUUGCUCAUUCAGAGUUUGGGACAUGCUGCUCUGGUUUUUCUGAACAAAAAAGUUUUAGCAUUUGGUUAUGGUUAUCAUGAUGAUGCAAUCUUCAGCAUAAGCGAAAAGAUUAGUCUUGAACAAGGAAACAACACGUUGGAUAUUAUUAGUAUGAUGAUUGAUCUACAGAACUAUGGUCCAUGGUUUGAUACCUGGGGAGCAGGCUUAUAUUCCGUCACCCUGCUUGAUCUCAAAAAUGCUAAACAGGACAUUUCAUCUAACGAGUGGACAUACCAGGUGGGAACUGAAGGGGAAAGUCUUGGACUUGAUAAAACAGAUGUUGCUAAUAGUUCCAUAUGGACCCAUGGCAAUGAAAUCCCCACUAAUCAGAGUCUCAUUUGGUAUAAGUCCACAUUCAUUGCCCCUGAAGGAAAAGGUCCUCUAUCACUGAACCUUGGAAGCAUGGGGAAGGGUGAAGCUUGGGUGAAUGGGCAGAGCAUAGGACGAUAUUGGUCAACUUACCUUUCACCAUCAACAGGUUGUACAGAUAAUUGUGACUACAGAGGAACUUAUAAUGCACAAAAAUGUCAGAAGAAAUGUGGUCAACCAGCCCAAAUUUUAUAUCAUAUACCACGGACAUGGGUGCAUCCUGGUGAGAACUUGGUUGUUCUUCAUGAAGAGCUGGGUGGCGACCCUUCCAAAAUUUCUGUGCUCACACGAACCGGGCAGAAAGUGUGUGGCCAUGUCUCAGAGGACGAUCCGAUUCCGGUUGAACUCUGGAAACCCAAUUCCGAUUCCAGUUCUCAAAGCCCUCAACUCCGAUUGACAUGUGAUCAAGGCUGGAAAAUUUCAUCUGUUGGUUUCGCUAGCUUUGGGAAUCCCAAAGGGGAUUGUGGUGCUGGAUUUACUCAAGGAAGUUGUCAUAUUGACGUUUUAUCGAUUGUUGAACAGGUUUGUAUCGGGAAGCAAAAAUGUUGGGUUCCUGUUUCAACAGCUAGUUUUGGGGACCCGUGUCCUGCGGUGGCAAAAAGCUUGGCAAUUGAAGCUUUAUGCACUGCUUGA